GGGUGACAGAUAGUCAAUAGUAUACUGUUUAAACGUGAGCUUCUUAAAUAAGACAACAUAUUAUCAUUAUAAUCUUUUGGCAUUACAGCGGUGCUAAACAAAAGUUAUUAAAAUUAAAUAAAUUAAUAUGAUACCUCUUACAAGGCUCUCUAUAUCACAGUGGGACUUUUAAACAUCCUCAAUGCAAAUAGACGUGCAGUCGAAAAAAUACAUUCAUCGAAACAUGUAUAAGGUCUUGCUGCUGACAAUCUUGAUGUUAAAAAGCAUUGUGGCUGUGCCGACAUCGAGACAGCAAGUUAAAGAAGACGAAACUGACUUGGACUUGCCGAUUGGUGAUGCUCGCAAAUGUCAAACUGUGAAAAAUGUGGACGUUGAACGAUUUGGGGUGUUACCAGGUGUAGGUUGGGACAAUCUUCGUAAUCUAGAAGCUGGACUUGUGGUCACCUAUAAAUAUACAGAAUGUAAAGAAACUGAUGAUGGAGUCUACCUUAUACCCGACAAUGUAUUUACUAUUCCGAUCAAGAACAGCAAAGUUCAAAGAUUUGCUGAAAUUAUUGAAAGCUGGAACAGCGCUUCUUCACUAACUGCCAAUAGUAUAAACAUAGGUGCGGGGGUGUCCCUUCGUAAAUAUGCAAUCAGUGGAAUGUUCUCAAGGGAACACGAAGAGUUAAAGACUAAGCAAAUUGAAGAGAAAUCUAGUACUGUCAGAGUUCAACUGAGAUAUCCAAGAUAUGAAGCUAAACUUCAACCAGACGCAGAGUUAAGUCCUCAAUUUAAAAAUCGACUACUAAGCAUAGCCGUCAAGAUUGAGCUAAAUCAGACUAGUCAAGCAGAGUAUGAGGCGCAACUCCUGGUGCGAGAUUUCGGUACCCAUGUACUGACCAGCGUUACUGCCGGCGCUGCUUUGGUGAAAGAAGAUUACCUCAGCAAUGAUAAAAUGUCUAGCUCUAAAGCAACGAAAAAGUCAUACCUAGCUGCCGCCAGUGCAUCUUUUUUAACUAUAUUCCAAAUAAGUUCAUCUUUUGGCAUUUCAUCCGAACAAAGUCAAAAAGACGCAUACAGCAGCGCCACGACUCACUCAGUGAUAAAAACUAUUGGAGGUCCACUGUACGAUCCAGAAUCAUCGAAUCUGAGUGCCUGGGUUCGAGUAAUAGAGAAAAAUUUAGUUCCAUUGGACAGGUCUGGAGAACUGUUAAGCGCCCUAGUGAAGCAGCAAUUAUUGCCAGAGCUACCUUUAUCGACAAUUGAUGCAUUGGAAAAGACUUAUUUCACUGUUAUACAGACAUCAAUAGAUUCGUACUAUGAGAUGAAUACCUACAGAGGAUGUACUAAGCUUGAUGACCCAAAUUUUAGUGCUGUAGCGAAUGUUGAGGAUGGAUCGUGUGGUACUAAAAAUGAUCCCUUGAAAUUCGGUGGUGUCUACCAGACGUGUACUGUGCAUGGGACUACUUUAUAUCGCAACCCUUGUGAUGGCUUACGUCAUGUCAAUCCAAAGACCGGAACUUAUUCCUGUCCUCCUUCCUACACGGCCGUUUUCAUUCAGACGUUUUAUAAGAGAGUCAAAGAGAUAAAGUCAAAUUGCAGAGGGUGUGGGUUUCUAUGGUUGUCUACAUGUUGUGAUACUAAGUACAUUGAGUCUACUGCUGUAUACUCGGCCUAUUGGUGUGCAGCGACAGUUUCUACCAAGGAUAACUCUGGCUAUUUUUUCGGUGGAUUCUACACAUCAACACAAGACAACCCUCUCACUGGAUCUACUACAUGCCCGUCUGGUUUCUAUCCAAGACGUAUUUUAACGGACAUGAGUUUGUGUUUAAGUGAUGCCCCUAAAGAAAGAGCGAUACCUUUCGGAGGAUUUUUUUCUUGCAAAUCAGGAAAUCCACUUGCAGUGCUUGAGGCUAAAAGCAGUCUGGAAAAAAGCGAUGACAGUAGUACGUCCUACCCGAUGAGAUGUCCUGAAAAAUUUAAUCAACAUUUGGCUACAAUUGAUUCAGAUUGCUCAAUAUAUUACUGUGCAAUUACUCGAACCCUGACGAAUUCAACUAUCACUCCUAUCAGAAGACCACCAUUUAAGUCGAAGCCUGAUGCCACAUAUACUUAUGACGAGAAAUAUAUGUUUAAUCCGGAAACUUUGAUGUGGAUGAAGAAUGAAAAGGCCAGUGAAUUUGAGAAACAAUAUUCAAAUGAAGCUAACGCCUCAAAAGACACGUCAGCUGUGACUUUAACUUUCACGUGCCUUUUAGUAACAGCAUCGCUACUCUAGGAAUAUAGACAGUGAAAACAUAAUUUAGGGACUAUUUUACGAACUUUAGACUACUUUUGUCCAAAAUAAUGAUAAGAUAAUUAAAGGCUGUCAAAUAUAUAUCCUACCACGUUUGAAAUUUUCACUGUAUAUAUAAUAUAACACACUGAGCACAUUGAAACAUAACAUGACAUGAAUGGACAUGAAUUAAACUAUUUACCACAAUCUGCAA
This is a messenger RNA of Biomphalaria glabrata, 2471 nucleotides long. RefSeq names its product macrophage-expressed gene 1 protein-like. Lineage: Eukaryota; Metazoa; Mollusca; Gastropoda; Planorbidae. Bases 182 to 2260 code for a protein of 692 amino acids. The record is from RefSeq and is a predicted model, not a curated record. The transcript is spliced from 16 exons.